GGUCUCACCCCUUCCGGAAGGGCGUUCCCCCUGGUUUUGUUUUACUGCUUGUUGCUUUUGCAUGCAUUUCCAUUCGAUUUUCAUUUCGCAAUUUCAUUUUCCUUUGCCUCUUCCCCUCGGUUCUUCUCCCCUCGUUUUAGCAAGGGUGGAGUUGCAGCGUCGCAUUCCAAGAAAAGUGAAAAUUUGUUGUGUUUUGCUGGCGUUUGCUUUAGUGUUUGUGCGGGGUUUUUAAUGUGUGUGCGAACUGUGUUGUUGUUUGGGUUUUCUAUACCGGGGGUGACAGACUCGAUACCUGAGCGAAUGGAAACAGGAGAUUGUAAACAAAUGAGUACGGCUAGGAAUUGGGGAUAACUUUUAUCGUGUUGGGUGAAAUGACUUUGCUCGUGAUUGGUUGGUGAUCAGUUAACGACAGAUUGUGCCGGUUGAGAAUCAAGGAACAAUUCUUCAAUCGGCCUACGACUCAUCGAUUUCACUACCUCCCGAAACAUGGCCAUACGUAGUACCUUCAUCCAGCACAGCCUCUUCUACAAGUACACCUGGAGAUCACCAAACGACACGUAGACAUAAAUCGACCAUGUUCUCAUUGAUGGUCGGCACUUCUCGGACAUAAUCGACGUCAGAAUCUUCCGUGGCGCGGACAUCGACUCAGACUACCGGGUUGUGGCUGCGCCAACGCCGUUCGAGGUCAACAAGAUCCGGUACCGUCACCCAUAACGGUAUAAUCUGGUGCGACUCAACGAUCACGGGAUCGUUAACCAGUACGCGCGGAAACUCGAAGCUGCGUUGCCUGAUGCAGGUGAGCCAUACGUAGACCGUAUUUGACGAAAAGACUGAUUCGACGAGGAAUGUCAGGCGAAUGUGGCUGCUGCACUACACCCGUGGGAACAAGGAAUCGUACAAACAGUUCAAAGACAGCAAACCCAUUUCUUCCGGGAUUAGAAGUGCCACUUGGAAGAGUUGAAGUUCCAGGACAUGGAACAGCUGUAUCGCUCCAAUGAAACGCGUAAGUUUUACAAGAACCUUAGUCAAUCUUAGACCGGUUUCGCGAGCCAAAAUGUGCCGGGAUGAGGACGGAGGAAUCGUGACGGACAAGCGCGGAGUGGUCGAAAGGUGGAAGCAGUACUUUGGCGAGCACCUGAAUUGCCCAGAAGUUGAUUACCAGAACUCACGAUUUGGGAAGUUAAGGAUGCCAUCAAAAAGCUGACGAACAACAAAACGGCUGGUAAGGGUGGUAUCGGAGCCGAACUCGUCAAGACGGAUCCGGAUAAGUUGGCGAUCUGUCUGCAUCGGUUGAUAGUCAAGAUCUGGGACACAGAACAGGAAAAAAGGCAAGGGGGUUGACACAUCAAAUAUUUUCAUUCGAAUCAUUCUGCUCAUUCCAGAAUUAUUCUGGAAUGAUGCUGGCAUAAACAUGAUUAUUUUGUUUCUAAUUAAUUUUGUUUUUGCGUGUCAGCGAUCAGCAGCUGUCAUUUUAUUGAAGGAAAAGUAAACAUGUUUUGAAAAUCAAACAUUUUCUCGUCAUUCCAGAAUCAAUUCAGAAUGAUCGGCUGGCAACCUAAGAAUCGAGGUUCCAUCAUUCCGUUGAUUCCAGAAUGAAAUCGGAAUAAUAUCUUUGAGCUACAUCAGCGAUGCCCGACUGGCAUUGGUCGAAGUGUUUCUGGAGAAGCCGGUUGGUGCAACAUUAUGGUGCUGCAUCAGAACCGGGCCGAUCGGGGGCCGAAGAACUACCUGCCGGGUUUCCUGGACCUGGUCAUCUGGGGUAACGAGCACAGAAGAUAACCCGGCGUCAGUCAGCCCGGCUCGACGGUGGCUACUUCCCUGGAGGAGGGCGAGUCCUUCGACAAGCGCUGUGGCAUUUUGAGCAUUCACAAAAGUCGGUUCCGGAUGAACCCGAUCAAGCUGCAGACGGUUCGUCUGUUUGUGUUUGAGACGGUCAAUUUGGUGUAGAUCGCGGGCGAGUUGCAAGCUGGACGAGGGAGAAGUUCAACAGAAGGUGCAAAACUUUGCGACGGAGAUGGUCGAAGAGAUGAUUGAGUGGGCGAAGGGAAAGUUGACCGGGAACCAGAAGCAGCCAAAGUUGCCGUUGAUUCGGCCGAGGAUUGAAGUUACCGAGGUGGAGCAGCAGUUUAAUGCGAUCCCGUUCAGACAGGGCUACAGUGGCAGGAUUGCGAACCCUCAAGACAUGGUCACGUUCAAGUGGAAGGACGAGUUGAAACCGCUGGACAACGAUGCGCUGAACGCAGCUUACUAGAAUCAACGAUGAGCGACGGAAAAGCGCGCGGAAGAGGUCGUUCAUCAGUUCAAGAAGGUCAAUCCGGACAAGCAGCUGUAGGUGCUAUCGGCGAAGAGUAUGACUGAGCUGACCCGCAGGAUGGUCGACUACGAGGACGACGACGCGGCGGAAUUUAUUAUCAUGUUCUACGAACGGCAAGCGAUGGCUCACCUGGACGCGGUCGCCGACGCCAUCAACGAGGACAACAUCGACGAGGUGCUGACUGAGUUUUACAAGAAGGAAAAGGACACCUACAACGACAUGCUCAAAAUGUUGGACUCUCGCAUUCAAAAGCGACGACGACGAGUUUUGCUUGAAAACAAAAUCCCGCAACAACUCCACGUCAAACUCCAAGGCGGCGCCACCAACGCCGACGACGACCCGAGGAGGUCGGGGAAGUCGCGGAGGUAGGGGAUCGUGAGCGGCGGUCAAAUCUAGCACUACGGGUCGGGGUAGAGGGAGUCGCGGAGGUAGGGGAUCGUGAGCGGCGGUCAAAUCUAGCACUACGGGUCGGGGAAGAGGGAGUCGCGGAGGUCGUAGGGCGUCGACCAGCAAGAUUGACUCGUUCUCGGUUAGUGCAGCGUCGCCGGCGAAG
Molecule: messenger RNA, 2867 nt
Organism: Culex quinquefasciatus (southern house mosquito)
Lineage: Eukaryota; Metazoa; Arthropoda; Insecta; Diptera; Culicidae
Exons: 2
Coding region: 2351-2683 (110 amino acids)
Source: RefSeq, a predicted model, not a curated record